Messenger RNA from Salarias fasciatus (jewelled blenny), 6822 nucleotides. It is a transcript of the gene kmt2e, whose product is annotated as lysine (K)-specific methyltransferase 2E. The coding region runs from base 458 to 5473 and encodes 1671 amino acids. Lineage: Eukaryota; Metazoa; Chordata; Actinopteri; Blenniiformes; Blenniidae. The record is from RefSeq and is a predicted model, not a curated record. Gene Ontology annotation, biological process: regulation of DNA-templated transcription. The transcript is spliced from 25 exons. Gene Ontology annotation, cellular component: Set3 complex; Rpd3L-Expanded complex.
CAGUCCUGGCAGGGCCGCCAUUUUUGCAAAGGGAAGAGAGACUGCUUUGAGGGGAUCUAAUUUCUAAAAGUCGCUGUGGACUAGGGCACAGUUUUUAACGGUUUCGAACUGAUUCUAGGUCGCGUCUGUGUGCCCCUGUUAAACGAGAGGCGAGUGAUUUUUCCGGCGGGAAAGGACUCCAGAGGGGACACGUUUAAUUCCAAACAUUUUAAAGCUUGGCUGGGGAUCCGCAGUGUGUGGACAGAAGUAUUGUUUUGGUUGUGGAAGCUGUGUGGAAAGCGACGGGGGUCUCACCCAGGCCCCCUUAUUCUCUAUUCGGAUCCUCCAGAGUGGACAUAAAACGGCCUUGUGGAUGCACUUAGAUGUCUGCAAUGACUGCUGUGGCUGGCAUGCCUCAGUGUUUUGGACUCCCUUUCUCUGGACUCAGUAGGACAAGAACUGAUCAACAGAGAACGUCAUGAGCAUAGUCAUACCAGUAGGGGUGGACACAGCAGACACCUCAUACCUGGACAUGGCUGCGGGCUCAGACAGACCAGAGUCGGUGGAGGCCAGCCCUGUGGUAGUGGAAAAGUCCAGCUACCCGCACCAGAUUUACAGCAGCAGUUCUCACCAUUCCCACAGUUACAUUGGCCUGCCUUAUGCUGACCAUAACUAUGGGGCGCGGCCCCCACCUACGCCGCCGGCCUCCCCUCCCCCCUCCAUGCUGAUCCGCCAAGUCGAGGGGGGGCUGUUUGUUCCAGGGGGGCAGGACGAAGCAUCCAGGGGCACCACGCUCAGCACCUCCGAGGAUGGCAGCUACGGGGCGGACAUCACCCGCUGCAUCUGUGGCUUCACCCACGACGACGGCUACAUGAUCUGCUGUGACAAGUGCAGUGCCUGGCAGCACAUAGACUGCAUGGGCAUUGACCGGCAGAACAUUCCUGAGACCUACCUGUGUGAACGCUGCCAGCCCCGACACCUGGACAGAGAGAGGGCCAUCCUGCUGCAAACCAGGAAACGAGAGUGUUUAUCUGAUGGGGACACCAGUGCUACAGAGAGUGGAGAUGAGGUUCCACUAGAGCUGUAUUCUACCUUCCAACACACGCCUACCACCAUCACCCUGACAACCGGGCGCCUCAGCAAUAAGCAGGCUGAUAAAAAGCGUAAGAAGAGUGGCGAUAAGGAGCCUCCUGCAUCUUCAGCCCGAGCGAAGAAGGCCUUCCGAGAGGGUUCCAGAAAAUCCUCGAGAGUAAAGGGUGCUGCUCCCGAGCAGGAGCCGGUGGAGCACCCGUCCAUGUGGGAGAACAAGAUCAAGACGUGGAUGGAGCGCUACGAGGAGGCCAGCAGCAAUCAGUACAGCGAGGACGUCCAGGUCCUGCUACGAGUAAAAGAGCAAGGCGACGGAAAGAGCCUGGCAUACAACACGCACCCAGCUUCCUUCAAACCUCCUGUGGAGAGUCAAGUUCAAAAGAACAAGAAGAUCCUCAAGGCGGUGCGGGACUUGGCCCCAGACUCCCUCAUCAUUGAGUACAGGGGAAAGUUCAUGCUUCGACAGCAGUUUGAGGCCAACGGAUACUUCUUCAAGAGGCCCUACCCCUUUGUGUUAUUUUAUUCUAAAUUUGACGGUUUAGAGAUGUGUGUCGACGCCCGCAGCUUCGGUAACGAAGCGCGGUUCAUCCGCCGUUCCUGCACCCCCAAUGCUGAAGUUCGACAUGUCAUUGAAGAUGGCAUGCUGCAUUUAUACAUCUACUCACUGAGGCCGAUCACCAAAGGCACAGAGAUCACCAUCGGUUUCGAUUUCGACUAUGGCAGCUGUAAAUACAAGGUGGACUGUGCCUGUGUGAGGGGGAACCAGGAGUGCCCGGUGCUAAAGCACAACCUGGAGCCCACGGAGAACCUGAGCUCCGGAGGCCGACGCAGAGGGAGCCGCAAGGACAAGGAGUCCGUCCGCGAGGACCAGGGCCAGAACCAGAACAUGGGCCUGGACGGCGAGGGAAAAUCCAAGAGCAUUGGCGACGGCAAGCAGCGCAAGCUCUCUCCCCUCCGCCUCUCCAUCUCCAACAAUCAGGAUCCUGAGUUAUUUGAGGAUCUAGAAGACAAAACCUCCGUUAGCAAUGAAGUAGAGAUGGAGUCAGAGGAGCAGAUUGCAGAAAGGAGGAGGAAGAUGGCCAACCCAGCGGAGCAGUCCCAUCUCCCUGUCGGGGCGGCUUCAAGCUGGAGGGGACUGAAACUCAAGGAGACACGAGAGGAGAGGAAGAUGGAGGCCAUCCUGCAGGCCUUCGCCCGCAUGGAGAAGAGAGAGAAGCGGCGAGAGCAGGCGCUGGAGAGAAUCGGGAGCAUCAAGUCGGAGGUGGGCGGCCGCAGCGACAUCAAGGAGGAGCCGCCGGCCACGCCGGAGACGGCGGAUUCCCCCGCCGUCAUGCAGCCUCUCCUGGAGGUCAAAGAGGAGCCGGGUCUGAAACCAGCCAAGGUCAAAGGCUCCCGGAACAGGAAGAGCUUCACCAGGAACCGCACUCACAUCGGCCAGCAGCGGCGGCGAGCUCGCACCAUCAGCACGUGCUCAGACCUGCAGCCCGGCUCUCCGGCCGAGUCUGUGGAGCCUUUGACCAACGAGCCGCCCGAGGGGGAGAUGCCCGCCGCGCCGGAGCCGGAGGCGAUCGCCUCGCAGGCGCCGGACAGCAGCCCGCCGCACAGCAGCUCACCUGCACCCGACAGGAACCGCACAGGGAGCAAGAGCUUCAAAACUAAAAAGCACUUUGUGAGCGAGUGGGUGGGAGAGAAGCAGCAGGACCGCUGCGCGGCGCGGACGCCGGAACCCGUUCCAGAGCGGCCGCUGAGAAUAAGCAGCGACCCCGAGGUGCUCGCCACGCAGCUCAACGCCCUGCCGGGCAUGGCCUGCUCGCCGCAGGUCUACAGCACGCCCAAACACUACGUCCGCUUCUCGUCCCCAUUCCUGGCCAACCGCAGCCCCACCACUCCCGGCGUGCCCACGGGCAGGCGGCGCUCCCGGGAGCUGCCCGAAACGCCCCCGACGACCGGCUCCUGCAAGAAGCGGUGGUUAAAGCAGGCUCUGGAGGAAGAGGGCUCCACCAGCCCGGCCAGGCGCCCCAGCCUCCUCAUGCCCGGCGACGGCCCCCUCAGCCCCUCCAUCAACGGUGACUCUGACAGCCCCCUCCCUUAUAACGGCACCUGCUCGCUACCAGAGUUACCCACUCCUCUGAAAAAGCGGCGGUUAAGCCCGUUAGACGCCUGUAUGUCGGAGAGCUCCACGCCCUACGGUUCUCCCUGUGCCACACCCACCCGGGCGGACCAAUUGGAGACGCCGGCCACGCCCGCCUCGCAGGCCACGCCGCCGCGGCCCCGAACGGAGGAGCCCGGCGCAGAGCCCACGUCCAGCACGCCGAUGCAGACGCUCAACCCGCCUCAGGAGAGUGACUCUUCAGCCGAGUGCUCGCCUGAGGUCAGUCGGAAACCUUCUGUACAAGAGGCCGAUCGUCCUCCUUCGUUGGCCUCCUCUCCUUGCGUCAGGGCUCCCAGUGCAGAUGGACUCCCGGCAGAAGUCAAGGCAUCGCUUCCAGAGAGUCCGCCGCCUCCACCUGCUGAGUCCGGGGAUUGCGGCGAGGACCGGACGGACGGCACGGCGGCAGAAUGCGCCGGCGAGGCUCCCUCGUCCGCGGAACCAUGCGCUUCCUCUUUCCCCGGCUGGAUAAAAAGCCCAGAGAGGGUCCCGACUGGACCAGCUGGUCUGAACUUCUCUCCAGUCAACUCGAACCUGCGGGACCUCACGCCCUCUCACACCCUGGAGCCUCUGGCAGCCCCCUUCAGGGCGGAGGCGGCGGCCGGCUCCGCGGCGGCGGCGGGACCCGCGGCGGGCCCGGGCUCGCAGCCUGCCUUCAGCGAAGGUCAGGGCCAGCUGUUUUACCCCUGCUCGGAGGAGGGCUCUUCUCUCGGUUUCUCGCGCUCGCUGAACUGCGAGGGCGCCGGCGAGGGAGGAGGCUCAGCUCAGAACCCCCCACAGAAGAAGAAGGUUUCCCUCCUAGAAUACCGGAAGCGUCAGCGCGAAGCCCGCCGCAGCGGCUCCAAGACGGAGUGCAGCUCCCCGGUCUCCACCGUGCCGCCGCUGGGCGUGGACGCCUUCCCCAUCGCGCUGGAGGCGGCCAGCGAGCCGCCGCCUCUGCCUCCGGCUCCGGCCGCCCCCUGCAGCACCGCCAGCGCCUCGACGUCCGCAAAAGAGCUUCAGACGAGCGAGGAGGCGGAGGCCGGCGGAGAGAAAGGAGAGGGCCAAGGAGGAGAGGGACAGUGGACGUCGUCGACUUCUGUGGAGCAGGCCCGAGAGCGCAGCUACCACCGAGCUCUGCUGCUCAGCAAGGACAAGGAAACAGACGGCGAGACGGAAGGUGGAGAAACGCCAGCCCAGAGAGAAUGUGCCUCCCCGAGUCUACAGAAGACCCCCACACACACACCCUGCUCUCCCGGCCCGGUCGCCCCGCCCUCCGGCCGGCCAGCGAAGGAGGACGACGGCGAGGGGCAGCCCCGGACGCCCAACCCGACCAACCAGCCGCCGUGCAAGCCGGCGGGCGCCAAGCCGGCCCCCCUCACCCCCACCAAGCUGCACCCGGCGGCGCCGCCGUCGUCCCCCGUCCACUACCCGGGCGCCAAGCCGCAGCCGCAGGGCUCGCCGUUCCGCAGCCAGCGGGCGCUCUUCUCUGCCCCGCCCCCGGGCCAGCAGCAGCCGCCGGCCCAGCCCGGCCCGGCGCCGUUCCCCCAGUACGGCUCGCAGACGGCCCCGCCCCCUCCGCCCCCGCCCCCUCCGGCGCCGCCGGCCGCCGCCGCCUACUUCCCCGGCCAGAGCGCCGCGCCCGCCGGACCUUUCCCCGGGUUCAAGCCCGCCGUCACGCCCCCGUACCCCCCGGGGUCGCAGCCCCUGAUGCAGACUCUGCCCCACGGCGUGCACUACCAGAGCGCCGCCGCCGCCCCCCCGCCGCCGCCGCCGCCCCCCCCUCACCCCAUCGCCGGGCCCACGCUGCUCCACGUCAACCUGCAGCCCCCGCCCAUCCAGCAGCACCAGCUCAUGCUGACCGCCGCCCCUCCCCCGCCCCCUCCCCCGCAGGGACAGACCUCCCAGCAGCAACAGCAGCCGCCGCCCUCCGGCGGCCCCCUCCUGUCCCUCACCCCCCCGCCCCCGCCCCCUCCGCCUCCGCCCGCGCCCUCCGGCAGCACGCCCCUGCAGCCCCACCACUUCCAGAACUUGGGGGGGUUUCAGCCGGCGCUGAUGCACCCCGGCGCCGCCACGAACCCUCCGGUCCCCCCCAACACGUACCCGCCGCCCCUCCAGCAGCCCGGACUGCCCCCGCCGCCUCCUCCCCCCCCUCAGCAGCCUCAACCGGGCCAGGCCCAGGCCGCCGCCCCCCAGAUGCCCGCCGGGACUCGUGGAGCCCCGACGCCGUCGACCCCCUUCCACAGCUCGGGGUACCUGAGCACCGGGUGGCACUGACCCCUCCCCCCCCCCGCGGCCCCUGAGAACUCGGCCUGAGAGGGGCUUGUACCAUAAGCUGUAGAUACGUUUUCUACGUACCUGAACACACGGCCAGUGGAAAAACAGCAGACUGUGGGAUGAAAGGGUACUUUUUCAGAAAUGAAAUUUAAAAAAAAAAAAAGAAAAAAAAAAAACCAGAGGAAAUUUUAGGACAAUAAAAUAAUCUUCAAGACAAACUGUAUCAAAGUGAAGAUGGACGCCCCCCUCGGUGCUCAUAACCCCCCUGCCCCCCCCUUCCCCUCCUAUCUUUAUCCCACUGGCCUCCGUUUGUUUUUAUGAUGUCCUUCCUGUGAUGGAGAGGGUGGUUCUGUCCUGCGUCCCGUUCGGACCCCCCCAAUGUAACGCCCCGCACUUUGUUUAUCAGUGGACAUUCCAGCCUAUACCCGCCUGCCCCCCGCCCCCCCCCCCCCCCCCCCCCCCCCUCCUCGGUCAGUUAUUACUCCUCCUCUCUCUUGUCUCUUGUUCUUGAUCUCUACACCAUUUAAUUGUUUUAUUCUAGUGGCUCGUUAUAGCGAACAGAAAGCUUUUUGUAUAGAGAAAGAAACCACAAUUAUUUUUUUUAUUCCUCUGUCUAACAACAAAUAUCUGUUCACCGCUGCAGAUUCACAAAAGACCCUUUUCAGGGGAGGGGGGGGGCUCGCUGCCCACAGAGGCUGCACUCAAGAGGAUCUGUGUGUGUGUGUCUGUCAGUUUUGUGUGUGUGUGAUCGUUACAGGUGUGUCUGAGUGCUCAGUCCUCCGGGACGGAGUGUGUUUGUGUGUGUGUUGUUGUUACAGGUGUGUGCGUGUGUCUGUUACAGGUGUGUUUCUGAGUGCCCAGUCCUCCGGGACUGCCCGUGUGUAACGUGUGUGUGUGUGUGUUUGUCACAGGAUGUGUGUAUUGCGUCUCUGAGUGCCCGGCCCUCUGUGGCAGCCGUCCCCCCUCAGUAGGACGUUAGCGGUUUAUUUUUGAAUAUCAAUGGUUAUUUGUAGAAAGUGUAAUUUAAUGUAUAGGUGGUUACUCCAGCUUUCACCAGGAACAGGAUGUAAAUAUUUGCUUCUUUUCUUUUCUAUGCUUGUACAAUUCGCUCCCAUCCCAUUUUGAAAUAUGGUUGUAAAUAUGAACGCUCUUCUUGGCAAAGCUGAAUGUUUCUGUGACUGUAGCAUUAUUUUUAUUUUAUUCCCCCCCCCCCAAACUCUUUCGACUUUGUCUUUUUUUUAUUAUUUGUGUGUGUGAGUGUAUGUUUGUGUGGCGCGGAGAGACUCACAGACACUGCACUGGUUGGCUAUUUUCAUGGUUCAUUAUAAUAAAUCACUGUAAUGACAGUU